Messenger RNA from Cydia amplana, 2871 nucleotides. RefSeq lists its product as uncharacterized. Lineage: Eukaryota; Metazoa; Arthropoda; Insecta; Lepidoptera; Tortricidae. The coding region runs from base 171 to 2861 and encodes 896 amino acids. The record is from RefSeq and is a predicted model, not a curated record. The transcript is spliced from 5 exons.
CCGUGUUGGAAGUUGACAGCAAGUACUGCCAACAUACAGCUGUCAAACAUCAAACAUCUCAAACUGGGGUUUGAAACAUGUUUGAAAUGAAAUCGUUAUAAAACGGAUUACAAACAAAUAUUCAUGUGAACAGAAAAUAAUACGCAAUACUUAAAAACAUAGUACUAAAUAUGUCUACCAGAUCUGGCAAGAAGCUUCACAACGCCUCCAAUGAGAAUAUUGAACCUGAAAUUGCUUUAAAAAGUGACAGGAAGACGCGAAGCAAACGUGUUGUAGAUAACAAUGAUAUUCAGGCAGGAAAAACUACAAAGAAACGCCAGAAUUAUGUAAGUUUCCCCUCUGAGGAGGAUGCUGCCGAUGUGAACUCUCUGGAAGACGAGGUACAAGUCAAACCCGUCCGCGGCUUGCGGCGGCAAACCCUCAAGGAGCAAAACGCGGCUACCGAGGAAGUGGACUCUGCCAUCACUACUAAAAAACAGGUCAGGUCAACUCGACGCACUAAAAAGUUCUCAGAAACCGCCGCAGACGACGUGCCGGACGUUCCUGUAAAUGAGGAAUCCGUUGAAGUUGCUACCGUCACCAAUACUAAGACUAAAGUCAAGAAAAACAAGAAGAAAUCUAAGAAAAAGCAACCCGAAGUAAGUGACAAAGAAAAUGAGGUUAAAGCUGGGAAAAAGAAGAAGAAUAAGAAAAAAAAGAGCUCCCAAUCUAAUUCAUUAGUUGAGCAGGAAGAGGUGAGUGUAAAGAACAUGUCCACCGAUUCCUUCCACAGUGCUGCUGGCAGCCCCCUACACAAACAUGUCACUCCCCAGUUUAACAGCAUUAGUAAACAAUCAGGUGACACUGAGACACUUCCCGUACAGAAAGCAAGUGCCAAGAAAGGGUCAAGCCUUAAGAGGGUUUCUGAACAAAAUUCUUCAACGAAGACAGUGGAGGUAGAUGAAGUAGACGCAACAAAAGUAACUGAAAUAUUGACUCCCAGAGCCAGCAAGCGCAGAAGGUCUAGCUUGAAAAUAGUAGCUGACCAAGAUAUAUUGCCGGAUGCUGCUGAGAAAGUGGAUUUAAAUGCCACAUUUGAAAAAGAACCAGCAAUAGAUGGUUCUAGUAAGAAGAAAAGAAAAUCCAGUGUGAUGGUGGAAAACAAUAACCCUGUGGUAAUACAUACAUCAACUAAUUUGAUUAUUCCUAUGACAUCUGAAGUAUUACUUAAUACUACUUUUGAAAAAGAUGACAUGGAAAUAGAUGAGAAUGGUAAAAAGUCUGACGAUAGAGAACUGACUAAUGAUGACCAGACAAGUAAAAUUUUAAAUUUAAGUUUUGAGAUCAGGAGAUCUCCCCGAAAAUCUGUAAGCGGAUCAGAAAUGGUUACAGUUUUAAAUGGCACCUUUGAAUUAUCUCCUAAACCUGAGCUGACCAAACAAAAAUCUCUUGACUCCACAUAUGACAAAGAAAGCAAACUUGACUCAACAUUUGACAAAACUACUCGGAAACCAAGCUUGGGUUCUAAAUCAUCUCUCAUAACUUCCGAUGACGCCACUAACUCCUCAAUAGUCACACUUGACAAAUCCGAUGACAAUUCUAAAAUCAACAUCACUGAUGAUGACUCCAAAAUUGAAAACAUCCUGAACACUACACCUGUCUUGAUAGAGAGCUCAAUGGAAGAAUCAAGAGUAAGUGUUCUAGAAAGUUCACUAAAGGAGAACAAAACUCCAGAAACCAAACCAAAAUCUACAUCACCAUUGAAACGCGAAGGCACGUUCACCAAAGACAGUCCGUGCAUGUCUCCAAAGACACCCAACAAGCGACAAACUUUGCCUGCAGCAGGCUGCACGCCUUACCAUUCCGACAGGAAGGGAUCACAGACAAAGAGGACCCUGAACCAGACGCAUUCUAUAGAGAAGCCGAGCCGCCGGUCGUCGCUCGCGGAGGUGCCUACUAGGGCUACGCGCGUCAUGUUCUGCAGCCCUGUGAGCAACCCGGGCUUAGCCACGCAGAGGAAGAGCAAGAUCAUCAAGUCCAACCUGAAGGGUUCUAAUAAGAGCUUUGUUUUUGAAGAAAAUGAGUCUGUGCUGUCUUCGGUACAACCAACACGGCUGGGCCGCAAGCGUUCAUUCACACACACAGACGGGGAGCAGGCCUCCGCUAAACGAACUCGUCUUAACACCGAGAGGUCUCUGCCCGCGGCCCGAGCCCGUACUAACAGCGCUAUGGCAAAACUAUCAAACGCAUCUACCCCGUCGAAGCCCGCCACGCCGAAGUCCGAAGUGAAGGCCACGAAGCUGCCCAACUUCGCCGCGCUGCACGCGCGGCGCUUCGAGCGCAUGGAGUCGCUCGACGAGUGCCAGCAGAGGAAGGCCAAGCGAGCCAAGCAACUGCUAGUGCCUACUGGCAGCGUGGCUGUACUUGAAAGAAGUAGCCCUAGAGUGACCCUCGAACCGAAGCCGCGCGCCGCGCCCCCCGCGCCCGCCGCCGUCGCCAACACCAAGCCCCGGCCGCCCACACUAGACACCCUACAGCGCGGAUACACCAGGUUCGGCUUUAAGAUGAACUGCGACUUUAACCCCUUCAGCCUGUCCAAAACUGACAAGCCGAAGGAGAAACCUAAUGGCACCAAACCGAAUGGCCUUAAACACCUUAAAGUAAUUAAACCAGUCGUAAAACGCGAGAUCACGCAGCCUUCUUUAGCGGGCACGACAUCGCUCCGCCGGGCCGUCGCUAAGCAAACUAUAAUGAGGGAAAAAUCCUUCACUCUCACUGAAAAACGAAGUGAGACGAGGAAAGAGGUGAGGACGGUCAUCAAGGGCGUGAGGACCAACAGGCGUUUUGAGCUGCAGAUGAAAUCGAGGAAUCUAAAUGGGUGAUCUGAAUGUG